UCCGUCCCGGGGACACUGCUCUGCACCAACCGCCGCCUCGCCUUCCUGCCCGGCCAGGCUCCUGGCUCCCGUGGCCUCCUCCGCUCUGAGGACGAGGUGGCCCUGCCCUGCAUCCACAAGCUGGUGGCAGCCAGCAGCUUCUCCAAGCCCAAGGUGCUGACGGCCGCCUCCACCCUCAAAUUCAUCCCCGAGGAACUCGCCGUCUUCUGUCGGGAUUUCCGCCUGCUCCAUUUCUACUUCCCCGAGAACGGGUUGGCUCCGCAGGCAUUCCGGGUGGCCAAUGCCAUCGCACAGGCACGGGAGGCAGCUGAGUGGGAGGGGGACGCUGCUGAGGGACACGAUGGCUGGUCCUGCCCUGGCGAAGCCCCCCCGGAGGAGGACGAGGACGAGGAGGAUGAGGAGGAAGGCUCGUCCACCAUGCUGCUCUUCGAGAGCCUGUGGGACUGGGAGAAGGAGCUGCAGCGUCUCGGCACUGCGGGCUGGAGGGUGAGCACCAUCAAUGAGCGCUUCGACAUGGCCCCCAGCCUCCCCCAGUACCUGUGGGUGCCCAGUGGGCUUCUGGACCACGACCUCAAGCAAACUUUUGUCCACUUCCAGGAGCGACGGGUGCCUCGCCUGUGCUGGCACCACCCGGGUGGGGGGGACCUGCUGAGAGCCGCCAGCUUUCACCCAGCCUCAGAGCCAGGCAGCGAGGACAUGAGGUGCCUGGAAGCGCUGCUCCUGGGGGACCGUGGGCCCUGCAUUUUGGCCGACACGGCCGAGCUGCCCACGCUCGCUGACAUCCAGCUCGCUCACCUGAGGCUGCGGGCACUCUGCCUGCCUGGUGCGGUGGCAGAGGAGAAGUGGCUCUCAGCCCUGGAGGGGACACGCUGGCUGGACCAUGUCCGCACCUGCCUGAGAAAAGCUGUGGAGUUGGUGUUGCUGCUGGCAGGGAAGCGCUGCUCUGUGGUCCUGCAAGAGCCCUCGGAUCGGGACCUGAACUGCCUCCUGGCCUCUCUGGUGCAGCUCCUGGGGGACCCCCAUGCCCGCUCCCUGCCUGGCUUCCAGAGCCUGGUGCAGCGGGAGUGGGUGGCAGCUGGACACCCCUUCCCGCGCCGCCUGGGGCUGCUCUGCCGGGACUCUCCUCGGGAGGAGGCCCCCGUGUUCCUGCUGUUCCUGGACUGCACGUGGCAGCUCCUGUGGCAAUUCCCGGCAGAUUUUGGCUUCACUGAGGCUUUUCUCCUGGCGCUCCACGACAGCAGCUUCAGCCCCUACUUCAGCACUUUCCGCUUCAGCUGCCAGCGCCAGCGGGGCCGCAGCAGCAUGCCCCAGCUCCCCAGCCAGACCUACUGGCCUGUGGGGGGCUGGCAGGAUCCUGGGGGGCACAGGGGAGGCCCCCGCACCUGCACCUUCCCCCCAGUCUGGGCCUGGGGGCGGCGCUACACCCGGCAGCAGCAGGAGCAAUUCCGGAACCCUAUGGGACCCCCGGCCCCUGCUAAGUCCCUGGCCCCAGGCGCGCCUGGAGACCCCUGCCCGCAGGGGGGACCCAGGCUGGUGCUGACGCUGGCUAAGGGCUCGUUGUGCCCCCACCCCCUGUCCAAGUCCAGGGUCCUCCCACACCCCGUUCCACGGAUGGGUAGCGCCGUCACCCCUGUCCCCGCACCCCGGGCCUGA
Messenger RNA from Cyanistes caeruleus (blue tit), 1653 nucleotides. NCBI's taxonomy places the organism in Eukaryota, Metazoa, Chordata, Aves, Passeriformes, Paridae. The record is from RefSeq and is a predicted model, not a curated record.